Molecule: messenger RNA, 2351 nt
Organism: Phyllopteryx taeniolatus (common seadragon)
Lineage: Eukaryota; Metazoa; Chordata; Actinopteri; Syngnathiformes; Syngnathidae
Product: NEDD4 family-interacting protein 1-like
Exons: 8
Coding region: 194-850 (218 amino acids)
Biological process (GO): ubiquitin-dependent protein catabolic process; metal ion transport; positive regulation of protein ubiquitination
Cellular component (GO): endoplasmic reticulum; Golgi apparatus; perinuclear region of cytoplasm
Molecular function (GO): WW domain binding
Source: RefSeq, a predicted model, not a curated record
CGCGAACAAUCGAUUGCACAUUUUUCGAAAGCCAUGAAGGCAUCAUUAGACCUUGGAGGAGCGUGAGAAGGAAGAAGGUGGCCGACCCGAGGCAGCGUUAUCACCGCUCUUUCCGUCGGCUGAGGCCGUUCUAAAUUCACCAUAUUUUCACCGCCAAGGUGGGAAGAGAACGUUUUAAUUACUUUCGUCCACGAUGGCAGAGCAGAACAGCAACGUCAGAUAUCAAGAGCUGGUGAAUCAGGAGGAGACCCUCCCGACAUCUCAAGAUGGUCCUGCCCCGGAUGCACCUCCUCCCUACAGUAGCGUCGCUGCAGCAAAUGCAGUUUUCUUUGAAUACAAGGAAGAUGGUGGCAGAUUCCCCAACCCUCCGUCCUACAGCGUCGCCACGACUUUGCCCUCCUACGAUGAAGCGGAGAGAAACAAAGCGGAGGCUGUCGUUCCCCUCGUCACCGGAACAGUCACGGAGGAUGACUUUGUGGCCCGGGACAACUUUGAGGAUGCUGACCAGCUGCGAAUAGGCAAUGACGGCAUAUUCAUGCUCACUUUCUUCAUGGCAUUUCUCUUUAACUGGAUCGGCUUCUUCUUGUCCUUCUGUUUGACCACGUCAGCUGCUGGUCGAUAUGGAGCCAUCUCGGGCUUUGGCCUGUCCCUCAUCAAAUGGGUUCUUAUCGUCAGGUUUUCUACCUACUUCCCUGGCUACUUUGAUGGCCAGUACUGGCUGUGGUGGGUCUUCCUGGGCUUGGGCUUCAUGCUGUUCGUCAGGGGCUUUGUUAACUACUCCAGAGUGCGCAAGCUGGGUGAUCCCACCUACGCCAGUCUACCCCGAACAAGGGUGCUCUUCAUCUAUUAGGCCGAGGUGGGCCUGUCAUGACGUAACAGUGUGGCGGAAAUGUGGCGGAAGAGGACAUCACGACACAGCGUAGAACUCAAACGGAUGAAGACGCCUCUUACGCAAACAAACGAUUUGGGGAAAUAGUUUACUCUUUGGUUGCGAUUAUAUUCAUGGUAAGCGGUUAGCAGUACUCUUCCCUCAGUGUAGUCAUUAGUGGCGCAUGUUAUCUCCAUCUUGUGUGUAACAUUUAAUAAGUGAUGCCUUAAUAUUGUUUUGCUAGAAUUACAAGCAUGGCUUCUUGCUUUCCAGGGAGAGGCUGGAAAUCACAACAGGUCUUUAACAUGCACCACAUAAGCAUGCGCUCACUCUAUAGCGCCACCUCAUGGUUUUAUUGUGACUUAUAUAGGCUCUUGUCACACAUUUGUACAGCUGUAAAUGACUCCGCCACAUCGCUCAACUGAGGGUUAGCAGUGUUGUCUCCUGACUCAGUCAGGGAAUUCUUUCAAGUGAAGUCAAAUGACUGUGAAAUAAAGUAAUUGGGACACAAUACCCUUAUACCUACAGGAGGUUUUUCCCAAUACUUUGUCUCUUUAGUGCAGUGUUUCCCAACCUUUAAUGCACCAAGACAUAUUUUACAUAAUACUAAAAAAAUAAUAAUACGGCACACUACCCAACAAAAGUGUUACAAAAAGUAGAUGCUAGUUGUAGCCAAAUCUGUUGAAAAGCAAUUAAUUGUUCUGCCUGUCACUAUAUUUCACUGCCAUAGAUGAACAAAGACAUUAUGUGGUAAAUAAUUUUCUGACCAAUUAAAUGAAAUUGGAUAGUUUCCCUUGGCAGAUUAGUAGUUGGGAAUCACUGGUUUAAUGUACAUGCUUGUCACGCAUGUGUUUUGCACAACUCUGGUGCAAUGUCCAGCAUUGCACGCAUGUGUUGUGGUUUUUGCCCGUUUUUGCUGUAUUAAAUCAGAGGAAAUUGUUCUUAUUCUUCAAAAUGAAUUUAAAGUCAAUGUGGGGUUACCCACUGAAAAAUUAAUAAGAAAGUACCAAUAUUCUGAGUCAUUUGUGCUGGUAUCACACCAACCUAGUUGAGAUUUUUGAAGAUAAUUUACCAUUCUGUCUUUACAACAUGCCUAAACUGAUCAAAAUUUGGCUUUUGUUUUUUUCCUUGUGAUCUAGAGUUUAUUUUCACGUGUUUGAAAUUGAUGAAUUCGAGAUGUUUGCUGUCUUUGGGUAAAAUAAAUAUCGAAGAAUGUUGUAUGCAGGUGCACUUUUACGUGACUGACAAAAAUCAUUUGACCUCGAGGUUUAAAUCCCAGUCUGAUCACUUUUCUGAUUUGCAUGUCAGAAGAAUUUUCCAUGGAAGCACAACAGUUUUCUUUUUUGCCUUAAUGAUUUUAACUUUACUGUCUGGGCUUUGAUGUUAAUUUCAAGUGAUGUAGAGCGACAUCUUUGAGGUUUUGUUGUUAUGACUCUGUACAGAAAAAGAAGAUUUGGUUCAUUAAAUGUCACUUUUAAAUACC